CAGGGGGCGGCGGCGGCGGCGUGCGCGGGGCUCGGGCUGCUCCGGCACCGCGGCGCGCUCAGCCCUGCGCAGCUCCGCCCGCGGCUCUCCCGGCACGGCUCGGCUCGGCACGGCACGGCCAGCCCAGCCCAGCUUCCCCGGGAUCCCCGCAGCCUCGGCGGCUGGGGCCACGCUGGAGCCCCCUGCCCCGCAGCGCAGGCGAGCCGCGAGUUGGCGCGGCGGCCGGCGCCCGCCCGGCUGCGGAGUUGCAGAGGGGAGUGGUAGAACGGCUUUGGUCCUGCAAGCUCCGUGAGUGCCAAGCAGUGAAUUAUGGGCUGGGUAUCCACCAGUGCAUCAUGAAGAUUGACUUUAUUUUUGCCCUCUUGAAGUUCACGGAAGAGCAGAUUCUUGAAACAAUGGGCUUCACUCUGCAUUCUAUCUACUUCACCUUGAAGGUGAGUUUGCUUCUGGGCUCCUUGCUGGGUCUCUGUUUGGGUCUGGAGUUCAUGGGCAUCCCCAACCAGUGGGCCCGCUACCUCCGCUGGGAUGCCAGCACAAGGAGCGAACUCAGCUUCCAGUUCAAGACCAAUGUCUCUGCUGGGCUGCUUCUCUAUUUUGAUGAUGGUGGUGUCUGUGACUUCCUCUGUGUGUCCCUGGUUGAUGGGCGCAUCCAGCUGCAGUUCAGUGUGGACUGUGCGGAGACGACAGUCACCACAGACAAGCAGGUGAACGACAGCAGCUGGCACUUCCUGAUGGUCAGCCGCAAUCACCUUCGGACCGUGCUCGUGCUGGACGGGGAGGCCAAGCCGGGCGAGGUGCGUCCGCAGCGCCAGCAUAUGAAUAUUGUCAGUGACCUUUUCAUUGGUGGGGUCCCUCUGGACAUUCGUCCUGCUGCCUUGACUCUUGAUGGUGUUCUGAGUGAGCCUCCAUUUCAAGGAUUUAUCCUGGAUCUUAAAUAUGGCAAUUCUGAGCCGCAGCUCCUGGGCAGUCAAGGGGUCCGACUGGAAAUGGAAGGACUUUGCUCAGAAAACCCCUGUGAAAAUGGUGGCACUUGCUUCCUUCUGGAUGGUGAGCCACACUGUGACUGCUCAGCCACUGGAUAUGCUGGCAAGCUGUGUUCUGAAGAUGUCAAUCAUAUUCCAGGCCUCUCACACCUGAUGAUGAGUGAACAAGCACGAGAUGAGAACAUGGCCACGUUCCGUGGCUCCGAAUACCUUUGCUAUGACCUGUCGCAAAACCCCAUCCAGAGCAGCAGCGAUGAGAUCACGCUCUCCUUCAAGACAUGGCAACGCAACGGGCUCAUUCUGCACACGGGCAAGUCAGCUGACUACGUCAACCUGGCCCUGAAAGACGGUGCGGUCUCCUUGGUCAUCAACCUGGGGUCUGGUGCCUUUGAGGCCAUUGUGGAGCCCGUCAAUGGCAAGUUCAAUGACAACGCGUGGCACGACGUUAAGGUGACACGCAACCUGCGGCAGCACUCAGGCAUUGGACACGCUAUGGUGACAAUCUCUGUGGAUGGCAUCCUUACCACCACGGGCUACACACAGGAGGACUACACCAUGCUGGGCUCAGAUGACUUCUUUUACGUGGGAGGGAGCCCCAGUACUGCUGAUUUACCUGGGUCUCCAGUAAGCAAUAACUUCAUGGGCUGCCUCAAAGAGGUUGUUUAUAAGAAUAAUGACAUUCGUCUGGAGCUGUCUCGCUUGGCACGGAUUGGUGAUACUAAGAUGAAGAUCUAUGGGGAAGUGAAAUUCAUAUGUGAAAAUGUGGCUACACUGGAUCCCAUCAGCUUCGAGACACCUGAGGCCUAUAUUAGUCUGCCUAAAUGGAAUACCAAGAGGAUGGGCUCCAUCUCAUUUGAUUUCCGAACCACUGAACCCAAUGGACUGAUCCUUUUCACCCACGGCAAGCCUCAGGAGAGGAAAGAUACCAGAAGCCAGAAAAAUACAAAGGUAGACUUCUUUGCAGUUGAGCUUCUAGAUGGAAACCUCUACUUGCUGCUGGACAUGGGCUCUGGAACCAUUAAAGUCAAGGCCACCCAGAAGAAAGCCAAUGAUGGAGAGUGGUAUCAUGUGGAUAUUCAACGAGAUGGAAGAUCGGGUACUAUAUCAGUGAACAGCCGACGCACCCCGUUCACCGCUAGUGGGGAGAGUGAGAUCCUGGAUCUGGAAGGUGACAUGUACCUGGGUGGGCUGCCAGAGAACCGGGCAGGGCUCAUCCUUCCCACAGAGCUCUGGACAGCAAUGCUGAACUAUGGCUAUGUCGGCUGUAUCCGAGACUUGUUCAUCGACGGACGGAGCAAGAACAUCCGGCAGCUGGCCGAGGCGCAGAAUGCCGCCGGAGUCAAGUCCUCCUGCUCCCGCCUCAGCACCAAGCAGUGUGACAGCUACCCCUGUAAGAACAAUGCAGUCUGCAAGGAUGGCUGGAACCGCUUCAUUUGUGACUGUACUGGCACUGGCUACUGGGGUAGAACAUGUGAGCGAGAGGCCUCUAUCUUGAGCUACGAUGGCAGCAUGUACAUGAAGGUCAUCAUGCCCAUGGUUAUGCACACAGAAGCAGAAGAUGUGUCCUUCCGUUUCAUGUCCCAGCGUGCUUACGGGCUGUUGAUGGCAACCACCUCCCGAGACUCUGCUGACACCCUGCGCCUGGAGCUGGAUGGAGGCCGGGUCAAACUUAUGGUCAAUUUAGACUGUAUCAGGAUAAACUGUAACGCCAGCAAGGGACCUGAAACUCUUUAUGCUGGGCAGAAACUCAAUGACAACGAGUGGCACACUGUCCGGGUGGUGCGGCGAGGAAAGAGCCUCAAGCUGAUGGUGGAUGAUGAUGUUGCUGAGGGCACGAUGGUUGGUGAUCAUACCCGCUUGGAGUUCCACAACAUCGAGACAGGGAUCAUGACAGAGAAGCGGUACAUCUCCGUCAUCCCCUCCAGCUUCAUCGGCCAUCUGCAGAGCCUCAUGUUCAAUGGGAUGCUCUACAUUGACCUGUGCAAGAACGGGGACAUUGACUACUGCGAGCUGAAGGCACGCUUUGGGCUCCGCAACAUUAUAGCUGACCCUGUGACAUUCAAGACUAAGAGCAGCUACUUGAGCUUGGCCACCUUGCAGGCUUAUACAUCCAUGCACCUCUUCUUUCAGUUCAAGACCACCUCAGCUGAUGGUUUCAUCCUCUUUAACAGUGGUGAUGGCAAUGACUUCAUUGCAGUUGAACUAGUCAAGGGGUAUAUACACUAUGUGUUUGACCUUGGAAAUGGACCUAAUGUUAUCAAAGGCAACAGUGAUCGUCCUCUGAAUGACAACCAGUGGCACAAUGUUGUCAUUACCAGAGAUAACAGUAACACACACAGCUUAAAAGUGGACACUAAGGUGGUCACUCAGGUUAUCAACGGUGCCAAAAAUCUGGAUCUUAAAGGUGAUCUCUACAUUGCUGGCCUAGCUCAAGGCAUGUAUAGCAACCUCCCGAAGCUUGUGGCCUCACGUGAUGGAUUUCAGGGCUGUCUGGCAUCUGUAGACCUGAAUGGGCGUCUGCCUGACCUUAUCAACGAUGCUCUGCACCGCAGUGGGCAGAUUGAGCGUGGAUGUGAAGGACCGAGCACUACCUGCCAGGAAGAUUCCUGUGCAAAUCAGGGCAUCUGUAAUCAGCAAUGGGAAGGCUUCACCUGUGAUUGCUCCAUGACUUCAUAUUCUGGGAGCCAGUGUAAUGAUCGCUGUCUACACAGAGAACAGCGCCUCAAAGAGGAGCCUACAUUACUGGCUGGUGCCACAUAUAUCUUUGGGAAGAGUGGAGGUCUCAUCCUGUACACCUGGCCAGCUAAUGACAGACCAAGCACAAGGACAGACCGUCUUGCUGUGGGCUUCAGCACAACGGUGAAGGAUGGCAUCCUCGUCCGCAUUGACAGUGCCCCUGGGCUUGGUGAUUUUCUGCAGCUGCACAUAGAGCAAGGCAAGAUUGGUGUAGUCUUCAACAUCGGCACAGUGGACAUCUCUAUUAAGGAGGAAAGCACACCUGUAAAUGAUGGCAAAUACCAUGUAGUACGCUUUACCAGGAAUGGUGGCAAUGCAACACUGCAGGUUGACAGCUGGCCAGUGAAUGAACACUACCCCACAGGCAACACUGAUAGUGAACGGUUCCAAAUGGUAAAACAGAAAAUCCCCUUCAAAUAUAACCGGCCUGUAGAGGAGUGGCUGCAGGAAAAAGAUGAUGCUACACCGCAUCACCACUUGACUUCGAGACCUGCCACGACGACCAAAAUUGGACGACAGUUAACGAUCUUCAACACCCAGGCGCAAAUAGCCAUAGGAGGGAAGGACAGAGGGCGUCUCUUCCAAGGCCAGCUCUCCGGGCUCUAUUACAAUGGCCUGAAAGUGCUGAACAUGGCAGCAGAGAACAACCCCAACAUUAAAAUCAAUGGAAGCGUCCGACUCGUUGGGGAAGUCCCUUCCAUCUUGGGAACAACACCCACAACAUCGGUGCCACCGGAAAUGUCGACUACAGUCAUGGAAACUACAACCACAAUGGCGACCACUACCACCCGAAAAAAUCGUUCACCGCCCAGCAUCCAGACAACAGAUGACAUCGUUUCAUCAGCUGAAUGUUCCAGUGAUGAUGAAGAUUUCAUUGACUGUGAGCCCAGUACAGGAGGUGAAUUAGUUAUCCCUCUACUUGUAGAAGACCCUUUAGAUAUCCCUCCUAUUGCUACUCGUGCACCUUUCAUUACACUUCCCCCUACCUUUCGCCCCCUCCUCACCAUUAUUGAGACCACCAAAGAUUCCCUGUCCAUGACCUCUGAGGCGGGGUUACCUUGCUUGUCGGACCAAGGCAGCGAUGGUUGUGAUGAUGAUGGCUUGGUGAUAUCUGGGUAUGGCUCAGGGGAAACCUUUGACUCUAACCUACCCCCUACUGAUGAUGAAGAUUUUUACACCACCUUCUCCUUGGUAACAGAUAAGAGUCUUUCCACUUCAAUCUUCGAAGGUGGCUACAAAGCACACGCACCCAAGUGGGAAUCCAAGGACUUUAGACCUAACAAAGUCUCCGAAACUGGUAGGACUACUACCACGUCUUUGUCCCCUGAGCUGAUCCGCUCCACAGCUUCGUCCUCGACUGUGAUGAUUCCCAAAUUGCCAGCUGGCAAAAUGAAUAACCGUGAGCUCAAACCCCAGCCUGACAUAGUCUUGCUUCCGUUGCCCACUGCCUAUGAGCUAGACAGCACAAAGCUGAAGAGCCCGCUAAUCACUUCCCCCAUGUUCCGUAAUGUGCCCACAGCAAACCCCACGGAGCCGGGAAUCAGACGGGUUCCGGGGGCCUCAGAGGUGGUCCGUGAGUCGAGCAGCACAACGGGGAUGGUCGUCGGCAUUGUGGCUGCUGCCGCCCUCUGCAUCCUCAUCCUCCUGUACGCCAUGUACAAGUACAGGAACAGGGACGAGGGGUCCUAUCAGGUGGACGAGACGCGGAACUACAUCAGCAACUCAGCCCAGAGCAAUGGCACGCUCGUGAAGGAGAAGCAGCAGAGCUCAAAGAGCGGCCACAAGAAGCAGAAAAACAAGGACAAAGAGUAUUAUGUGUAAAAAAGAAUAAUUAUUUAUAUAUAAAUAUAGAAAUACUUAAUGAGAUUUAUCUGAGAUAUCAGAACCAUUGCAGCGAACGAGAUGAUUGGGAGAUAUCGUUUGUGGGAAAAAGUAUUGGGAAAAAAUUUCAGCAGUGACUGUUAAUGUCUAAGUCAUCACUUGGAGUCAGCAAACUUUGCCCUAAUGUAUUAUAAAGCACACUUAGCGUUCUGGAGAUGGCGCGCACAGCUCUGCUCUGUUAGUGAACUUGGACAUCUCCAAAUCUCCUCCUCCACUGAACUUUCUGCAAAGGUAGAAGACUUCAUGGCUUACUUGUUUCAUAUCUCCAAGUGAGUCUUUAACAAUGUUCGUGAUCCCUGACUGUACCGAUAAUUUUUCAGUUUACUUAUUUAAAAAAAAAAAAAAAAAAAGAAGGAAAAAGAAAAAACAUAUAAACAUUAUUAAACAAAAAAGAUAUAUUGAACAAACUGAUCUGGCCGUGUCCAGCAUACACAUAACUUUUCGAGAUUGGAGGAGGGGAAUAAAUGAGUUUGGAGAUUGUUGGUUUUUUGGUUUGAUUUUGUUUUGUUUCUUGGGUUGCUUUUUGUUUGGUUUCUUUGGUUACUUUGGGUGAGGGAGGGAAAAGUGGAGUGGAAUGAUGUGGGGGGUGACCCAGGACAUGAGAAGAAAUCUCGGAAAAAAAAUCCAUAAUAAAUAAAGAGAGACUAUUACCGUAUAUGAAUUCAAAAGCUACCCAUGGUGUUUACUCUGCAUAUCUGGUUGUAUUGUCUCUAGAAUCCAUCAUCUAGUAGUAAGUUGUUUGCUAACAACGCAGUGAAAGUGUCUGAUGAGUGGUGCUGAGGGAAAUUGUCAUGGAAAGCUGGUUCUCUUGGAUCUGGCUCCAAUAUUUGUAAUUGAACUGAAGAGCAGAUGGGUUUGGGUCUGUUCUGAUCAGUCACUGGCUUUAUUUGAGUAUAGCACUCAGUACACAUUUGACAACCAAAGUAUGGUUAACAGGAUUUGGAAAUUCAAAAAAGAAUGCUUAAAAGUUAUUAACUGUUCUGAACUGAAUAUACUGUGCAAAAGUAAAGGAGCCUUCCUCUGGGAUCUGAUUCUGUGACAUUGCAAUGCAUGCAAAAAAUAAUAAUCAAUCAGUUUAAUAAAGUGAUCAGAAAGACACCACUGGAGUUCAACUUGUGACAAGACCAAUGAACAUCAGAAAAGCUAAACACUUGUAAAAGAAUGCAAAUUACUUUUUUUUUUACAUAUAACUGUUUUUCAUAUGUAAUAUUUUGAUUUUGUAUCUUGACAUUUCAGAUCAUCUCUGUCUUUCCAUUUGCCCUAUUCUCCCUUUUCCUUCUCUUUUAUAUAAAAGGAAAUAAAUAAAGCUGCUGUGACACACAGAAAAAUAAUAAAGAAAAAUUAAUUUAAUAAUUUAAUAUAUAUAUACACACAGAUAUAUUUAUCAUGGUAUGUUUGAUGGGACGGCUGGAACAGAAGUUCUGUUAUGGUCUUAAUGCAGAAUGAGAAUGUUCUUGAAGAACAGAGUAAAAAGAAACAGACAACAAAAGCAAACCUUAAAAUGUGAAGGGAGCGUGUGUUUUAGCUUUGUCACAGUUACCUGUGUCAAAAAAAAACCCUGAAAUUUUGUUUACAUAUUUUACUACUAUUUUUUUGCUAGUAUAAUUUCUAUAUGGAUACCCUAAUGGUGUAUAUACUGUUUUAUGGUUAAAUUUGGAAUGUCUUAUGUUUUAUUUAACUUAUUUAAUUUGGUUGUUUGGUUUCUACAUUUUCCCAAUUAUUGUGAAAAGGAUUAUCUUACUGUACAGAACAAUAGUGAGGCGGUUUGACGGCCAUGCCUAUCAUGUGCAAAAAAGUAGCUGAGGGAGAGAGAGACAAAGUGGAAAACAACAGAAACCAAGACGGGUUGAGAACCCUGGGAUGGCAGAAAUAAAAACUUUUGCUGUAUGCGGAUGAAAACUAAUCAGCUGUUUAGGUUUAGAAAUCUACUCUUGCUGGUGUUUAUAAGUCGCAUGAAUAUUUGACUUUGAAGAAGUUUCAUCAGAUACACACACGCACAUGGGAACUUAAAUUCAGAAAAACAGUCUUCUCAAACACUUAGAGAAGGCGCUUUCAUGUUAACAAAUAUUUUCAGUGCGUGUAUGUGUGCGUGUGUGUGGUGCGUGUGUGUGUGUGUGAGGUUGAGCUUUUUUCUUUUUUAUUUUUUAUACUAAAAAGAAAAAAAAGACAGGUUUUAAAAAGGUAUGAAAGCACGAUUUUAGAUGACUUAACUGGCCGAAACUAUAUAAAAGUUGAUUAUAUCUUGAUGUCUGUAAAAGAUUGCUGUUCUUGGAGUCUUGGAGUCUUGUGAAAUGAUUUCCUGCUUUCUUUCUUCCUUUCCUUUUUGCUUUCCUUUUUUAAGUUAAAGGAAAAAUAUUUACACUUUCCUUUUUUGUGUAAGUUUCUAUUGGACAGUUUUUGGGAACAUGUGCAUUUCUGUAUGUGGGCUACUACCAUAUCCCUGUUGCUUUAUGGACAACCUGGAGAAUUUUUAUUUGAGUUAUCGUGAUGUUAUUGCUUUUUUUUCCCUUUGUUUUUCUUCUUCUUUUUGAUUCUUUUUCUUUUCUUAGUUGCAGUUUGUUUAAAGAUAUGCUUAGCAAUAAAAUGUUCUUCCCAAA
Molecule: messenger RNA, 8197 nt
Organism: Passer domesticus (house sparrow)
Lineage: Eukaryota; Metazoa; Chordata; Aves; Passeriformes; Passeridae
Gene: NRXN3
Product: neurexin 3
Exons: 26
Coding region: 336-5540 (1734 amino acids)
Source: RefSeq, a predicted model, not a curated record